UCGAGCAAGCAGCACAAAAGAAAAUCGACGGGGAGACCAAAGCAUUGCGAGAUAGGCUCAUGAAGGAGGAAGAAAGGCGGCACAAGCUCUUCGAACAAGUACAAAAACUCAAGGGAAACAUUCGUGUCAUGUGCCGAAUCAAGCCGCCAGCAGACAAAUCGAGCGAUGCUCUCAUCAAAUUCAAUCCACGAGUGAGCGAACUCGACGAGGACAAGAUCGACGGCUUAACCAUACCGACGGAGCGAGAGGACUUCAGGAUGCCAGGCAAGAUGAUUGCUGGUGAACCAAAAGACUUCAACUUCGAGCGAGUCUUCGAUGACAACUGCACCAACAAAGACGUGUUUGACGAGAUUAGUCAACUCGUUCAGUCCGUCAUGGAUGGCAAAAAGGUCUGCAUCUUCUGCUAUGGUCAAACUGGGUCAGGCAAGACGUAUACUAUGAGCCGAAAGGAAGACGGUAUCAUCCCCAGAACACAAGAUAUGAUCUUCAGCGAGGUCGACAGACUGAAGGUACUAGGCUGGGAAUACACGGUCGAGGGCAGCUAUUUAGAGGUCUACCAAGACAAGUUGUACGACCUGCUCGCUUCUCGCAGCGCGAAGCCCGAGCCACUCACAGUAGAUCCAAUCAGUGAAGAGUUAAAUAUCAAGGGCCACUCAUUCACGCUCCUGAAGGAAGAAAGGGAUCUCGAUGAAAUGGUCAGGACGGCAGACAAUAACCGCCACACAGCCGCAACCGCGAUGAAUGACCGAUCGUCGCGUUCGCAUUCCAUCCUAGUCUUGAAGAUCCGCGGAGUCAAGAAGAACGAAGAUGGCGAAAUCAUCAGGACUCGAAAGGGCACCCUAAACCUAAUCGACUUGGCGGGUUCUGAGUCCCCCGACAAGGCGCGUGGUGAACAGAUCUACCGGGAAGGUGUCGAGAUCAACUCGUCGCUGAGCUACCUGCGAACGGUGCUAUCACGCCUAGGCCAGGGCAAGACGGAGGGCGUGGACUUCCGGUCUUACACUCUAACCCAGUUACUGAGGCCGUCGCUAGGGAAGGGCUGCCGGACACUGAUGUUCGUCAUGGUGAGCCCGCUUAAGGAGAAUGAGAAUGAGACUAUAAGGAGUCUGGAAUUUGCCAAAGACGCUCAAAAAGUCAAGAUGGGUGGCAACGGAGGGGCCGCUAAGAGCAAGAAAUAAGGUUUACAAUCCAGGAUAUAAAACGUCUGCUUCUUGUAGCAUAAUUUUUCUCUCUCGAAUUCUAAAGGUGAUUCGGGCGGGGGUCAUGUGAGGAGCUUGCAUACACACAUAUCUGAUGUUGGUGGUUGGUUGUUUCCAAGGCAAAGGGAGGAAGGGAGCGAUGCGGCGUUCAGUCAAUCAGGGCGUUAUAGGGGCAAGGUAUAUUCAAUGAUGAAUGAUGUUGUGGUUUUUAAAAUACCUAAGUUGUUCCGUAUAGAGGAUCGAUAUGUCGAUGCGUCGAUACGUCGAUGCGUCGAUGCGUGUUUGAGGGCGCGCUGUUGAUAUGGACGGGCUGAGGUCGAUUAGUGGUAUAUUGAAUAUUAUGGCUGUAAUUAUUAACGUGUUUUUGAUGAUGAGGGUUUGUGACAGUUCGAUACUGAGUAUAACUCCUGGGGCGAUUCGGAACUGUUAGAGCAUAUAUGUAUAUGACGAGCUUAGGGGUCUGAAAAAAAUGCUAUAGACAGUAAGUAGCCGUAAUGUGGUCCGCGAUGCCCUACCUAGGAGUAACUAUUGCUUGCUAGCCG
Daldinia decipiens is the source of this 1741-nucleotide messenger RNA. Its product is annotated as P-loop containing nucleoside triphosphate hydrolase protein. Gene Ontology annotation, biological process: microtubule-based movement. NCBI's taxonomy places the organism in Eukaryota, Fungi, Ascomycota, Sordariomycetes, Xylariales, Hypoxylaceae. The transcript has 2 exons. The record is from RefSeq and is a predicted model, not a curated record. Gene Ontology annotation, molecular function: microtubule motor activity; microtubule binding; ATP binding. The coding region runs from base 60 to 1178 and encodes 372 amino acids.